This is a messenger RNA of Copidosoma floridanum, 479 nucleotides long. Its product is annotated as reactive oxygen species modulator 1. Gene Ontology annotation, biological process: protein import into mitochondrial matrix; protein insertion into mitochondrial inner membrane. NCBI's taxonomy places the organism in Eukaryota, Metazoa, Arthropoda, Insecta, Hymenoptera, Encyrtidae. Gene Ontology annotation, cellular component: TIM23 mitochondrial import inner membrane translocase complex. The record is from RefSeq and is a predicted model, not a curated record.
CACACAUACGCACAGGCCGCUGUGUGGCGCUAUUUUACUUUCUCGCAAUAUGGCGGCCUCUUCGUUUCAGACGUAUAAAUAAAAGUGAUAACGGGCUGAUUAAUCGACAAACUAUUCAGUGUUGAAGCAUUUAAAUAAAAAAAACACCAGUAACAAUGCCAGUUCCCGGUGGUUAUUAUCAGCAGCAGGGACCAACGUGCUUUGAUAGAAUGAAAACGGGUUUCACGAUCGGUUUCUGCGUGGGAAUGGCAUCUGGUGCACUUUUCGGUGGAUUCACGUCACUAAGGUAUGGAUUACGGGGUCGAGAGUUAGUAAACAGCGUUGGCAAGGUAAUGCUUCAAGGAGGAGGGACUUUUGGAACGUUUAUGGCAAUUGGAACCGGCAUUCGUUGCUAGCAUAAAUUAAACUGUAUAUAACUUUAAUAGACUGUCUAGCAUUGUAUAAUUCCGAAAUAUAUUCUUGUUUUUUCAAAUAAAAUA